Aspergillus wentii DTO 134E9 is the source of this 1794-nucleotide messenger RNA. RefSeq lists its product as uncharacterized. Bases 1 to 1794 code for a protein of 597 amino acids. Gene Ontology annotation, molecular function: carboxy-lyase activity; thiamine pyrophosphate binding; magnesium ion binding. The transcript is spliced from 4 exons. The record is from RefSeq and is a predicted model, not a curated record. Lineage: Eukaryota; Fungi; Ascomycota; Eurotiomycetes; Eurotiales; Aspergillaceae.
AUGGGAGAAAUGUUCGACCCCGAGAGCUCUGUAAGCAAACUAGCGAUUCAAAAAGAAGUUCCAAAGGACCAGUGGAACAUUGGGACACGGCUAGCACAUCGCAUAGAGGAACUCGGUGUCAAGGACUAUUUUGUAGUUCCAGGUGAUUUCAACCUGACACUUCUCGAUCAGCUGCUGAAAAACUCAAACAUCCGCAUGGUGGGCUGCUGCAACGAGUUGAAUGCAGGGUACGCAGGUGAUGGAUAUGCCCGCUCAUCUCCAUCCGGGGUCGCUGUUGUUGUAGUCACCUACAUGGUCGGAGGGCUGUCACUGCUUAAUGCGAUCGCGGGGGCAUAUUCUGAAGGGCUCAAAGUUGUGGUCGUAUCGGCCUGCCCUCCAGUUGGAAAAUCCGACCCAGAUACGAUAAUCCACCAUAGCGUGGGCACUCAAGAUCAAGAUCAUGCCCUUCGGAUAUUCAGAGAAGUGACAACAGCGUCAGUCCGUCUUGAUGGAAAGGAGGAUCCUGCAGAGCUACUGGACAAGACACUUAUUAAGUGCGUGGAGAACUCUUUGCCUGUCUAUAUUGAAAUACCCUGCGGCUCUGCAGAGGUUCCAUGCAAGUCUCCCAAGCCGCUUGUGGCUGAGAAUCAAUUAAUCUCUCAACCAGGAAGCAUCAAUGCUGCCUUGGGUGCCGUGAACAGCGUUUGGAAGCAUGUGAAGCGGCCUUUGAUGAUCGUCGGUCCCCAUGUGCGACGGCAGAUCUCCCAGGAACUGAUGGUUGCUCUGAUUGAAAAGCUUGGAUGUGCAGUUCUGUGCCAGCCAGAUGCUAAAUCACAAGUUCCUGAGUCUCAUAGUCAGUUUGCAGGCACAUUUUGGCCUGUUGAGCCAGGGUCCAACAGUAAAAUCUGGACUUCUGAUCUAUGGAUAAUCCUUGGGGGCCGCUGGACUGACCUCCAUACACCUGGAGGUGUGUUCGACAGAAAGAAAGAGGCCCACCGCAUGCUUUACCUCGACACUGACCAAGUGAAAACACCGGAUGGUCGUCAGAUUAAAGAUAUAGCUUUGACGCAUCUUGUCGAAGCGAUAGUACAGUCUGACAUCCCCAGGAACCCAGCAACUGUGUCCAGAUAUUCGAAACCGAAUGGGGCUUAUCUAAGCCAGAGGCCUCAAACAGCUUCUCAAGUGACUUUGGCCGGUGUGCUGGAUGGCGUUCAAAAGAUCUUAAAGACCAAUGGCACCCUAAUUGCAGACGCAGGGGAUUGUUGGUUUACCGCACAGGAGAUCAAACUGCCACCAGGAGCGGACUUUCAGAAACAAAUGGUAUAUAGCGCCAUCGGAUGGAGUCUGCCUGCAGCCCUUGGAUGCCAACUCGCUCGACCCGAUGGACGAGCUGUUCUGAUGGUCGGGGAUGGCGCGUUUCAAAUGACAGCGGCUGAGCUGAGUACCAUGAUACGAAUGAAGGCCAAUGCCAUUGUCCUGAUCUUCAACAAUAUGGGGUAUCGUACUGAGACUGCAAUUCACGACGGACCGUACAACUACCUCAGUAGCUGGAAUUAUGCGCAGUUUGCGUCAAGCAUGUGCAACCACUUCCAUACCGAAGAUGGAGGAAACAAGUACCUCACUGGAGCUGACAAAGAGAGCCUGGCGAAUCCCUCCAUGUUUGCGAUGCGAAUCAAGACACAUGGCGAUCUGAUGGUCGGGCUGGAUCGAGCUGAAAGAGAGCCACACAAAUUGGCACUCCUCGAGUGUUGCAUUCACCCAGACGAUACGAGCAGUGUGCUGCAGACAUUUGGUCGUUCGUUUGGACAGGGAUAA